CUAGCAGGCUACGUAGCAGCGAAGUGGCACGAACACACGUGCGCGUAGCCGGUCGGUCGUGUCACACAAUCUCAAAGACAUUUUAUGAAAACGGUGUGGGUGACUCGCGCGUGUGCGUGGAUUAUUUUCGCUUAUGCCGCGCGGCGCACGCAAUCUCAGAAGUGGCUCUCGCGUUGACAGCUACCGAACGAUUCCCAGUUUUCGCCGGUUCCCUCGGCUAUUCGGCUCGAUUCCACAGAUCUGUACCGUCGGGACCGCGGGAGGAAGACCCGGCCGCGGUGUUCAUAUUACGCAACGCGACGGACGUGAUACCGCGCGGGACGUCGUCGUCGUGGAGAAACGAGCGGAACGACAGGAAGAACGCCGGGAAUUAUGAAUGAUACUCGCGACUCGGGUGACCGCGAGACGGGAACACGGGAACCCAGGCUGGAAAUAGCGUGCAAUCUCCGGACGGAUACGUACGAGGCGAAUGGACAAACACGCUCGUCGCAUGCAUCGUUCGUUAUGCACCGACGCGCCGUCGUUCAAUUGUGACGAAGAGAAAACUGGGACCGGUUCGCCGAUUAGCAGAACUUUCGUCCGACUGGCAAAUACGAUUUCAAUUAAGAACCGAGCGAUCGGUGAAAAUCCUUGAACAAGGGAUUGCUCGAAGUUUAAGGAAUUCACUAGUGAACUGUGACGGAUGAACAAUUGACUGUGCAAAGGAGACGCAAAACGUUCGUGAACUGUCAGAUAAAAAAGGGUAAAUUAAAACAGAAAAUGUGUACCUUGGCAAUCAGUGGGAAUCUCCGAUAGGACAGUUUGCCAUGCACUAACUCUGCGACCGGAGAUUACCUGGAGACCGACGUCGAUUUUUUCAACAUAAUAUCGCGUUCACGAUGGACGGUUACAGGAAAGUGAUAAGAAUGACGAAACGGGCCGGGAAUAAACGAUAGAAUGUACUUAAGCGUGCGAUCGCGGUGUACGAGAAAUCGUACGGGGCGCGCGGUCGAGGCCGUGGAACUCGGUCCGGUCGUUCGAAUUUUAACGCGUGUGUCACGUUUUGCAUUGCAAACGGUGGAACUUAACGCUCUCCGUAUUGGUCUACUGUCUACUCCGCGUAAUUCAGUACAACGGUGCCUCGCGAUAAUCUCUUAUCAAAUCGUGAUACGCGAUCGAAAUAUGUAUUACGAAAUUUAAAAAAAAGCCACUGAAAAUACUUCCGAAUGGACGCCUAAGACUUACUGGACUAACAAUGAUUAAAUGAUAUAUUUGAACUUUGUUCGAUCUCCGAUGCUAUCUGUCAUAAGUUUUUUCCGACCUCGAGUGUGCAACUCUUCUGCCACUACGAAUUGUGUGCAGUAAUAGUUACUAAAUAUACUUUAUUCAUUGUGAGCGACAAUUAUCGUUCACUGGUAAUCGGAAACUUAAUUCACAAGCGUAGAAACGUGUGUUAGUUUAUCCUGCAGCUAUGCAGUCUUAUGACAGUACGUAUAUCGAAACAAAUGUGCCAUUGAUACAAUAGUCUUCCUUUAAUUGAAAGGAGAAAAUUUGUCAAUCAUAUAAUUGGAGAGGUACAAACUGAAUCUGCACUUGAGAAAAGAAGCGAGCAAUUUAUAAAUAUAGAAGAGACACGAGAGAGGAGAGACAGUCGUCGAGCGAAAUGCUAAUGAUAGAAAAGGAUUCGCUCGCUGUGGACGAAGGUACAAACGAGGAAUCGGAUGAGCGUACGACGCCCACCACGGAGCCAUUGAACGAGUUACUGGCAAACACCACCGCGACGAUUCCACCGGUCGCGGUCAAACUGUGCGACGAUUCCGCGGACGAGAUCACCGGAAGGGGAAACAACGAGAAACAGAAGCAGAAGGGUAUCCUUAGUAAUUUCCAACGGAGGACGUUCAGUAGGAUCAGCUUCAAAGGGGAAACCGGACCUCUACUGAGCAGAUAUCGGCAAACUAGGUUCAGUUCGCGAAGGAUACGGAAAAGGGUGGUGUUCAAGCACGGCGAUUGCAACGUCGUACAAGGAAAUGUCGCCAAGCGGCGACGUCGUUACCUUCAGGAUAUUUUUACAACUCUGGUGGACGCGCAAUGGCGUUGGACGCUGCUGGUAUUUUCCAUGAACUUCCUGCUCUCCUGGCUGGGUUUCGCCCUGGUAUGGUGGCUAAUCGCAUACAGCCAUGGGGACCUGAACCCAGACAAUUACACCAAUCCGAACAUAUCGUUCACCCCGUGCAUCGUCGACAUCCGCGGGUUCACCAGCUCGUUUCUGUUCUCCAUCGAGACGCAGCACACGAUUGGGUAUGGUUCGAAGCACCCGACGGACGAGUGUCCCGAGGCUGUUGUCGUCAUUUGCAUCCAAUCGAUGACGGGCGUGAUUUUACAAGCGUUCAUGGUCGGCAUAGUCUUCGCGAAGCUAUCGCGACCGAAGAAGAGGACUCAGACUCUUCUAUUCUCAAGGAACGCAGUGAUUUGUCAAAGAGAUGGUCAGCCCUGUCUCAUGUUUCGUGUCGGCGACAUGAGGAAAAGUCACAUCAUUGAGGCUCACGUCAGAGCUCAGAUGAUUAAAAGAAAGGUUACUAGAGAGGGUGAGCUGUUACCGUUCUUCCAAACGGAGUUGAAAGUGGGCGGUGACGGCGAGGAGGACAAGAUUUUCUUUAUUUGGCCAACGACGAUUGUACACAAAAUCGACGAGCAGUCGCCGCUUUAUCACAUAUCAGCCAGCGAUAUGCUGCGAGAGCGGUUCGAGAUCGUCGUGAUAUUGGAAGGUGUGAUAGAAUCCACUGGCAUGACGACUCAAGCUAGGAGCUCCUAUCUACCGUCUGAGAUUCUAUGGGGCCACAGAUUCGAGCAUAUAAUCACGUUUAAGAAAGAGACUGGGGAGUACGAAGUGAAUUAUACGCUUUUUAAUAAUACCUACGAGGUCGAUACGCCGUUAUGUUCGGCGGCAGACCUGGACAAGAUUCGAACUAUGCAACGUGCUAAAGGAGAACGUAUGAGCAAUAGUGGCUUUGCACACUACCGCGACACGUCCAGCAGUUCGUUGACCACCGGAUCUGGUUCGAGCCUGGCAUCGUCGACGGGUGGCCUGCACAUGAACGUGCCGAUGACGCCGCUGACUCCGAUACCAGUAAUGAUCACUAGCCCCGACGGCUCUUUGAGACGCGAGAGCAUGCAGAGUGUGCAAACAGAACCGAGACCCCCGAUGUUUUACACGCAGAACGAGUUGUCGGACAGCGAUCACCACUCCGUAGGUCCUACGUUAGACGAGCAGAGGAAGCAAGAGGAUUACAACCGCGUGUUGGGAGAUAUAAACGCAGAGUUAAGGAAAAAUCGAGCGCCUAGCAAGGAGGACAGAAGGGUGCAUAGGGAGGCGUCCAAGUGUACCCUAGAUUCGAGGAAAAGCGAGUCCAUGGGCACGAUGAAGAGGUCCAGCUCGAGGACGAUGUUAGAUCAAGUUCCUGUUAUUAAUCCACCGCCGAGGACACCCUCGCGGCAGCAUUUAGAAGCCAGACAUACCAAAUUCGUAGAAACGGAGAUGUACUACGAGCCAUCGCAUCACCAGCAACCCCCGUCGAGGAAGUCAAGCCUAGGCGACAACCAUAAAUCUAAUAUGCAUAAGAAGACCAGUUUCGUCCUAGGGGACGAUGACCAUGUGAUAGGGAUCGAACCCGAGAUCUCGAAGGUGUCACCGGGUCACCAAGAGCCGUUGGACACUGAUUCAUCCAAAGCGAAUCAUCAUCCUCGGAAUAGGCACCCUCAGGAGCAAGUAUAAGGGACAAGGAACGUCGGUAUUCCGCGAACGGAAGGGCGGUGUGAAUGCCGGUGGAAAGUGAGAGGAAGCGAAGGAACGAUGGCAGAAA
This is a messenger RNA of Ceratina calcarata, 3839 nucleotides long. Its product is annotated as inward rectifier potassium channel 2. Gene Ontology annotation, molecular function: inward rectifier potassium channel activity. The record is from RefSeq and is a predicted model, not a curated record. Gene Ontology annotation, biological process: regulation of monoatomic ion transmembrane transport; potassium ion import across plasma membrane. Gene Ontology annotation, cellular component: plasma membrane. NCBI's taxonomy places the organism in Eukaryota, Metazoa, Arthropoda, Insecta, Hymenoptera, Apidae. The transcript has 11 exons. The coding region runs from base 1643 to 3751 and encodes 702 amino acids.